AACAAAUCACAACAUAUAACAAUUUCACCAUGGCCUCCUCCUCUAUAGCUUGUGUGCAAUUCUCAGCCAAGAAAUCCCCUGUAAUUCCAUCAAAUUUUCUUGGUACAAAUGUUUCAUCUUGUUCUACCACAACUCAGAAAAACAAAAAACAGAGAUCCUUGAAAGUUGUGGCCGCCAUUGGAGAUGUUUCAUCCGACGGAACCGUUUACUUAAUUGCUGGCGCUGCUGCUGUCGCAUUGCUUGGAACUGCUUUCCCUAUACUCUUUUCCCGCAAAGACCUGUGUCCAGAAUGUGAUGGAGCAGGAUUUGUGAGGAAAGGAGGGGCAGCUUUGAAAGCAAAUGCAGCUAGAAAAGAUCAAGUUCAGAUUGUUUGUGCAAAUUGCAAUGGUCUUGGCAAGCUCAACCAAGUAGACAACUCCUUCGUGCCCGAUGUCGAAGACCCGGAGAAUACGGUUCAAGAGAUCAAGCGAAAGGGUGGGGAUAUGAGAUACUGCCAGAAGUGUUCCCUUUAUAAGCCUCCACGUGCCCAUCAUUGUCGUGUAUGUAAUAGAUGUGUACUGCGAAUGGAUCAUCAUUGUGUGUGGAUGAAUAAUUGUGUGGGCCAUGCAAACUACAAGAUCUUCUUCAUCUUCGUUUUAUACGCUGUUAUUGCUUGCAUAUAUUCCCUGGUUCUGCUUGUUGGUAGCUUAACUAUUGAUUCUCCAAAGGACAACCAGCAAAUUGAAGGUUCUUACAGAACAGUAUAUAUUCUUUCAGGGCUUCUACUGGUGCCACUAAGUUUGGCACUAGGGGUUUUUCUGGGUUGGCAUGUGCACCUGAUUUUGCAAAACAAGACAACCAUUGAGUACCAAGAAGGUGUCAGAGCUAUGUGGCUGGCUGAAAAGGGAGGUCAUGUACAUUCACAUCCAUAUGAUCUUGGUGCAUAUGAGAAUUUGAUAUCAGUUCUAGGCCCAAAUGUAUGUUGCUGGGCGUGCCCCACAACAAGACAUAUAGGUUCUGGCCUUCGCUAUCGGACACCAUUUGAGGGCUCCUCGACAUCAAGAUCAUGAACAUGUUACUGAAACAUCCAAGAUGUCAAUGUUUUAGUUGCCAAAGAAGCAGAGGAAGCCUGGUUCUGCCUUUGGAGUAGCAAGAUUAACAGUGUCGUCUGCUCGUCAUCAGCCAAGAUUAACAACAUGGAGGUGAUUUUUUUGUUUUCUGUCAUUUCAGAGAUCUCCAGUCCUCCAUAUGCUGAGACACUAUCAAAAAGGUAACGAGAGUUAUCGAGGAGGCUGUCAAUAGGAGAGUUGAUAGUUCCCAUUGUUCAUAGUUGGGAUUAUAAAGCUAGCAUACACCAUGUAAAAUAGAAAAGAACUUGCAUGUAGCUCAAACAGCUGCAAUUAUGUGCCAA
Molecule: messenger RNA, 1390 nt
Organism: Solanum verrucosum
Lineage: Eukaryota; Viridiplantae; Streptophyta; Magnoliopsida; Solanales; Solanaceae
Product: probable protein S-acyltransferase 16
Exons: 9
Coding region: 30-1049 (339 amino acids)
Molecular function (GO): palmitoyltransferase activity
Source: RefSeq, a predicted model, not a curated record